UAUAUAUGUAUGUAUGUAUGUAGCUAUGGUAGGACUAUUAUGCAUUUGGCUGUAUUACAUAGAUAAUAAUUUUCGGUCCACAAAACAUUUUUGAGCUAUGCACUGACACUUUUCUUUUUAGCUUCCGACAAAAUGAACUUCAAUGCAAUAGACAAGUUAAGUUCUGAACAUGUCACAAAUAUGCUUAAAGAAGUUCCCAACGCCGAAGCUACAAGGCAAUAUUUAAUACUGACUCGCAACAUAUUGGAUGCAUUCUUGUUAAAAGAAAUUAGUGUUGAAAGACGAGUAUACCUAAUUUGGUAUUCAACUUUUUUCAUGCGUAUUUGGAAAGCCUGGCUAAAAAAAAAUGGUGAAAAUAUCCAAAAGAAUUUUAUCACCACAAAUGCCUAUACAUGCAUAGAAAUAAACGCUCAUGGAAUUAUUUUAGUCAUUGAAAAACUUCGGCAAAAUGGAAUUUCAGAAGCUUUUCUUCCAUGGCUGUAUAGCAGUCAGCCAUGUGAAAAAGUAUUUAGAGAAACUCGGUCCAUGAGUAGCACAUUUUCAACUAUGAUAAAUUAUACACUGCUGGAUGUUUUAAGAAGAUUAAAACGUAUACAAGCUAUGCAUGAGAUAAGCACAGACUUAGGUCCCAAUUUUAGAUUCCCCAGGCAAGAAAACAAACGACUUGGAAAUAAUUCAAGUGUCUUUAAAGUAACUGAGUUUCCAUCAACUGAUGAAAUGAUUAACAUAAUUAAAAAGGCCCAAGAAGACGCACUAUCUGACGCUAAAAAAAUUGGGAUGGAAAUGAACAGGGAUUGUUGUAUAGAAAUUAAUUUACCGACUUGUGACAAUCCGGAAGAGCAAGAAGAGGUGCAGGGAAGUAUAAUUAUCACUGAUACCAUUUCAAAGGAACAUGAGCCAGACCUCGAGCCAGACUUUUCUAAUGAAGACCGGGAGUUUCUUGAAUAUACCUCUACAUUUAAUAAUUAUGACUCUUUACAUUUGAGAGACUAUACGGGUCAAAAGAAAGCACAAAAAUCGUGUCUGUCAGUGACACUUAAAGACAAAAAAACACGAAUUAUAAAAAAAUCUACUCUAAUUUGGUUUUUUCAGGAAAAACAGGGUCGUUUAUCAACCGACAGACUGCUCCGGGUAAAGGGAAUGACAGUUAAAAAUACGCAUAAGGGGUUAUCAAAAAAAAACAGUUCAGGAAAAAGCCAGGCCAAGGACUUCAACCAGCAGGCAAUAUCAAAAAAAGAAAAAUGUUUCGUCAACCUCAUGAACGAGCUCAUAAAGAUAGUACAUCUGAAUCUCGAUCUGAAUCAGAUGAGAUUAGCUUAGAAAGUGAAACUUUGAGUGAAGAUUUCUCUGACUUAGAAGAUUGCCAUAACGAAAGUACAAAAAUGCCAGUAAUUCAGCUAGAAUCUUAUUAUGCUGUGUUUUAUGAUACACAAUGGUAUCUAGGGCGUGUCAUCAACAGCUACAGCUCAGAAAAGUUUAAAGUGAAAUUUUUACAACAAGACCUGGAUACUUUUAAGUGGCCCAAAAAAGAUGAUAUCCAAGAUGUUCACAAAGAGUUUAUAUUUUAUGGACCAGUUAG
Messenger RNA from Diabrotica virgifera virgifera (western corn rootworm), 1579 nucleotides. RefSeq lists its product as uncharacterized. NCBI's taxonomy places the organism in Eukaryota, Metazoa, Arthropoda, Insecta, Coleoptera, Chrysomelidae. The record is from RefSeq and is a predicted model, not a curated record. The transcript has 2 exons. Bases 133 to 1320 code for a protein of 395 amino acids.